Kazachstania africana CBS 2517 is the source of this 564-nucleotide messenger RNA. RefSeq lists its product as uncharacterized. The coding region runs from base 1 to 564 and encodes 187 amino acids. The transcript has a single exon. NCBI's taxonomy places the organism in Eukaryota, Fungi, Ascomycota, Saccharomycetes, Saccharomycetales, Saccharomycetaceae. The record is from RefSeq and is a predicted model, not a curated record.
AUGAAGACAACAACUAUCUUGUUCAGUGCACUCUCUUUAUUUUCUGUUAAAGUAAGCGCAGCUGAUAGUUCAAUUGAUUACUCUGCUCUCUCUGCUUCUAAAGCUUCUAAAGCAUCUCAUGCUGCUGCUGCAUCAUCUUAUUGGUCUGCUCACUCUACAGAUCCUUUUAUGAUUUCAAAACACUCUAGGUAUGAAUCAUACGCUAGUGCAGAAGCCGCUAGUGAAGCUUCUGCCGCAUCCGCUCACGCAGUUAGGGCAUCAUCAUACUGGUCUGCUCAUUCCACCGAUCCAUUUAUGAUUUCAAAGCAUUCCAAAUAUGAAUCAUGGGCCAGUGCAGAAUCCGUGAGUUCAAAGUCUGCACACGCCAGUAGAGCCUCAUCCUAUUGGGCCGCUCAUUCCACCGAUCCAUCUAUGAUUUCAAAGCAUUCCCAAUAUGAAUCCUGGGCAAGCGCCGAAUCUGCUAGCGAAGCAUCUGCUUCAAAGUCAGCUAAUGCAGCCGCAGCUGAUUUUGCGAACUCGAGUCUUCUUGGUGCUGUUGCUUUAGCUGUGUCCUUCCUUUUAUAA